AUGGCAUUGUCUCCUUUCACCGUUGGACUGGCCUUAGAGGAAAAUUCCAUAAACCACAACCACACGAUGAUGAUCAAUGAAGACAACGAAUCUGCGGAGUCAUUUCUUCAUUGUCUUUCUCCUCAUCAACAAGUCGAUCAGUUUGAGCUCACACCGUCUUCACCUAUGAGCGGUGGCGGCGACCUCACGGUGGUUAAGAAGCUUAACCACAAUGUCAGUGAGCGCGAUCGGCUCAAAAAGAUCAACACUUUAUAUUCCACUCUUCGUUCCUUGCUUCCAGCAUCAGAUCAAAUGAAAAAACUAAGCAAUCCAGCCGCAAUUUCACGGACCGUGAAAUACAUACCGGAGCUGCAACAACAAGUGAAAGGACUGAUUCAGAAAAAGGAAGAACUGCUAUCAAGACUUCGUAGGUUGCAGCAGCAGGAAGAUCCAAUUUACAAUGAGAAGCAAAGCAGAAGUGCAGCUUUGAGCUCCUUAUCUGCUUCUGCAUUUGCAGUGAGUUGGUUCAAUGACAGAGAAGUUGUGCUUCAGAUUUCUUCAUAUGUGGUCCAGAAGAGUCCAUUAUCACAAAUCUUGGUUGAUUUGGAAGAGGAUGGGCUUCUGCUACUUAAUGCUUCCUCCUUUGAGUCCUUUGAAGGAAGGCUCUUCUACAGUCUUCAUCUUCAGGUGCAGGAGCUUACAAAUAUUAUCUUUCCAUGA
Molecule: messenger RNA, 699 nt
Organism: Prunus armeniaca (apricot)
Lineage: Eukaryota; Viridiplantae; Streptophyta; Magnoliopsida; Rosales; Rosaceae
Source: the annotation of a GenBank genome assembly